Messenger RNA from Nyctereutes procyonoides (raccoon dog), 2006 nucleotides. It is a transcript of the gene VCPKMT, whose product is annotated as valosin containing protein lysine methyltransferase. The transcript has 6 exons. Gene Ontology annotation, biological process: peptidyl-lysine methylation. The record is from RefSeq and is a predicted model, not a curated record. Gene Ontology annotation, cellular component: cytoplasm; cytosol. Bases 214 to 903 code for a protein of 229 amino acids. NCBI's taxonomy places the organism in Eukaryota, Metazoa, Chordata, Mammalia, Carnivora, Canidae. Gene Ontology annotation, molecular function: protein-lysine N-methyltransferase activity.
AGAGGCGUGAGGCGGACCUACCCUCUGGGGAAGCGGGCCGCUAGGCCUCGACCACGCCCAGGUAAUGCGGCCUUCCCAGCUUCGUGCCUUUGCGCACGCGUCGUGGCGCCAACUUCGCCACUAGGAGGCGCCGGGCCCUGUCCAGGCCCGCCGUGGGGAGGUGCGUGUGGAUGUGACGUCACUGCGCACGCUGCAUCUUGUUGCCGGGCAGCGAUGGCGGCUACCGUGGAGUCCUCGGUGGAGGACCCGCUGCGGAACUUUGUUCGAGUUUUGGAAAAGCGAGAUGGCACGGUGUUACGACUGCAGCAAUAUGGCUCCGGCGGCGUGGGCUGCGUUGUUUGGGACGCUGCCAUCGUCCUUUCUAAGUACCUGGAAACGCCCGGGUUUUCCGGCGAUGGGCCCCACGCUCUGAGCCGGCGGUCGGUGCUGGAGCUGGGCUCCGGCACCGGGGCCGUGGGGCUCAUGGCUGCUACUCUCGGGGCCGAUGUGGUGGUCACAGAUCUGGAGGAAUUGCAAGACUUGCUGAAGAUGAAUAUUAGUAUGAACAAGCAUCUUAUCACUGGUUCUGUUCAAGCCAAGGUACUGAAAUGGGGGGAAGCAGUAGAAGACUUUCCUUCUCCGCCAGACUACAUACUGAUGGCCGACUGCAUAUACUACGAAGAGUCUUUGGAGCCGUUGUUGAAAACUCUAAAAGAUCUUAGUGGAUUUGAGACUUGUAUUAUAUGUUGUUAUGAACAACGAACAAUGGGAAAAAAUCCAGAAAUUGAGAAAAAAUAUUUUGAGCUCCUACAGCUAGACUUUGACUUUGAAAAAAUUCCUUUGGAGAAACAUGAUGAAGAAUAUCGAAGCGAGGAUAUUCAUAUUUUAUACAUCAGAAAGAAAAAAUCGAAAUCUCCAUCGUGAAAUCUUUAGCCAUCUUACCCAAGCCUCUAACAACCUGGGUAAGCUAAAGAUGUGAAUGGAGCAUGUGAAUACAGCAUGGGAAGAUUGUGUUCACAGAUUUUUCCAGCAUGUCCAUAGAGAUUCAAUAUAUAACUGACAACCACCAUGGGCUGCCUGCAAUUUGAAAAAUGAUUACUGACUGCCUGCCUGCCAGUGGGCUUGAAAUCCAACUUAGUUUACUUUUAGCUCAGCAUCAAGUUCCACUUAAAAGAACAUUGUUUAUCAGUCACUCCUCAAAUGAAAAUAUAAGUGUUGAGGUUUGCCAAAAGCCUGCCAAAAAUAAACAAUGAAGUGGCAUGGUUGACUUGGCGUUAUUUUCAGAAAACUAGAGAUAAAUUGGUCCAAUUUCUAAAGAGUAAUAAUGUAAUGUAAUUCUGUUUAAGUUGCAACUAAUAAAAUUUAGUUGUCUAUAAGAUCGAUAAAUAUAAAGGUUGGUUUUUAUUUUAAUUAUGCAGUGGUUUUUGUCAUAUGUAUCUUCCACUCUAUUGCUAUUAUUAAGAUAGCUUUUGUAUUUAAAUGUUCUUUUACUUUAAAAAAAAAGAAAACCUGAAUAUACUGUUUUGUAUACUUACGUUAGCCAAAGUUUUAUUCUUUUCCUCCACUGUACUCAUCUAUGUGAGUUAGAUAGUAAAUUAUAUUGUAAUGAGUUGUAGGAAUGAAAGUAAGAAGUCAGGAGGGAGGAAGAGAUAUCUUUAUAAACUUUUUCAUUGGAGAAUAGAACAAUAAUAAAAAGUCCAGUUUUAGGCUUGUGCACUUAUAUGGCUCUUGCACUUUUCUUCAUGUAUAUCUUCCAUGAAAAUGUCUGAAAUCACUGGCGUUGUUCACAUGAAACAAAGAUUUUAAAAUAACUGCAAAUGUAUUGCUGUAUACAUUUACCAAGUGAUAAUUGAUUCUGUGUAUUUUCUGUUUUAUGUCAUGAUAAUCAGUUGCUCGCAGACUGGUCUAUCAAGGACUUCAGUCAUACCAAUUAUGAAGAGUAAUACUAACUGAAUAGAAUUCUGGUACUUGUGGUAUUGGUGCUAGGUGGCACAUUUUAUGUAUUAAAAUAAACAUUGUUUCUGAGA